Beta vulgaris subsp. vulgaris (sugar beet) is the source of this 1251-nucleotide messenger RNA. RefSeq lists its product as uncharacterized. The record is from RefSeq and is a predicted model, not a curated record. The transcript has a single exon. Lineage: Eukaryota; Viridiplantae; Streptophyta; Magnoliopsida; Caryophyllales; Amaranthaceae. The coding region runs from base 1 to 1251 and encodes 416 amino acids. Gene Ontology annotation, molecular function: catalytic activity.
AUGGAGGCAGGAAUUCCCUAUAUAACAGACGGGCCCAUGAGGGCAUUGAGGGAGUUGUAUCUGACAGCGUUGCCUAUGGUGCCUCUGCUUGAGUUUGAUAGGUAUCCUCUAUUCCCAAUGUUUAAUAUGUCGAUAAAGAUUUUAGUUUGGAACGUUCAGGGAGUGGGCAAUAAGGUGCCGAUUAUCAAGGAAUUAGUAAGGAUUAAUAAGCCAUCUGUUGUAGUUCUCGUGGAGACGCAUCUGAGUGGGGAGCAAGCUCAGAAAAUUUGUGACAAAAUUGGUUUUCAGAGGCAGCAGCAAGUAGAAGCUCAGUGCUUCUCCGGAGGUAUAUGGCUGCUUUGGGAUACAAAUUUGGUAUCUAUUACCUCUUAUGGAUCUCAUUCCAAACAUCUUACUGUGGAAAUUCGUAAAGUUGGGGAGGACCCGUGGUUGUUCUCCGCGGUGUAUGCUAGUCCAGAUAGUACUUUGAGGAAAGAGUUAUGGAGAGAACUGGAGAAAAUAAAAGAGUGUUACUCAGGCCCUUGGUUGUUAGCGGGCAAUUUUAAUGAAACAAUGACUAUGAGCGAAAGAAAUGGAUUUGAAAGCUCAGAGAUGUCGAGACGUUGUCGAGAAUUUUCUAACUGGGUGAAUAACAAUGAGUUGAUUGAUUUGGGGUGCUUUGGACCUAGCCAUACAUGGUUUCGAGGGAAUUCGAGUCAGACGUUUAAGUCAGCUAGAUUAGACAGAGGACUUGUGAAUGAAGAUUGGAGGCUGCGUUUUAGUGAAGGCGCGGUUCGAAAUUUGCCAAAAGCUGCUUCGGAUCAUUGUCCGAUAAUCGUGAGUACUAAUGGAUUUGCCCCCAUACCUGUGUCGACAAAACCCUUCCGAUUUCAAGUAGCCUGGAUGAAUCAUGUUAAGUUUCACGAAUUUGUUUAUGAGAACUGGAAAAAAGUGGCUCCGAUUGUUCCAUUUUUGCGAGAGUUUGCUGCAAAAUUACAGAAGUGGAAUAGAGAAGAAUUUUAUAAUAUCUUUCGGAGGAAGUCUGAAUUGUGGGCAAGAUUAGAAGGUGUGCAGUCUAUUCUUGCUUCGGGUCGCCAAUCUCAUCUAGUGAAGUUAGAAGCGAAGUUGCGAAGGGAUAUGGAUGAGGUUUUGAAUGAAGAGGAAUUACUUUGGUUCCAAAAAUCUCGCAUGGAGGCGCUUAGAGAUGGUGAUAGAAAUACGAGGUAUUUUCACUUGUCUACUUUAAUUCGGCGAAGGCGAAAUCGAAUUUGA